Messenger RNA from Nicotiana tabacum (common tobacco), 1470 nucleotides. RefSeq lists its product as uncharacterized. NCBI's taxonomy places the organism in Eukaryota, Viridiplantae, Streptophyta, Magnoliopsida, Solanales, Solanaceae. The record is from RefSeq and is a predicted model, not a curated record.
CCUUUCUGGAAAGCCUAUGCAAUUUCUGAGUGCUCCAUUCUCUGAAAUCCUACUGUAAAGACCCAAUUCAGCACUCCCGAUUUUGGGAAUGGACAGCGGGGCAAACUGGUCGGAGAAGGUGGAGGAUCUCGUUGAUGGCGGAGAAAUCAAUGAAGCCAUUUCUUUACUAGAAAAAAUGGUUUCAAAGCUAGAAAUUGAGUCCCAAAUUUCUCCAUCAGAUUCUCAACUUGUUAAACAGUUAUCUACUGCUCUACUGGAUUUGUCCAAACUCUAUUCUACUAAAGGAUUAUCUUUACAAGCUGACCAGACGCGCUCAAGGGCAUUUGUCAUUAAACAGCAGCAAGAUUCUAUUAAAGAAAAUAGGGAUGUAAAUGCAAACAAGGAGUCAACUGGUGGUGGAACUUCGGGAGGUGGUAAAGAGGAUCACCUCGGCUUGCAAAUUGAAACCUCACAGAAUGAUGAUGCGCCUGAUGAUGAUUGGGAAGCUAUUGCUGAUCGUGCAGAUGAAUUACUUUCCCCACAGUACUUGCCAGAAGUCUCAAAAAUUUCUUUGCAGGAUUCAAAAGUUCAGGGUGUCACCUCUCAGGGUCCCAAGCGACGUGGAAGGGGUACAUUCGCCUAUCAGAAACAAAGUCUCUACAGUGAUCAGCACUCUGAUGGGCCUGCCAAUGAUGACUUUGAAGAUGAAACUAUUUCCCAUGCUUCAGAAGGGAGCUCUGAUACAAAAAAAUUAGACUAUGGAACACGCCACGUCUUGGUUCUGGCUGAUUUUUCACCAAGCACUAAAGCAAAUGAUCUCGAGAAAUUGUUGGAGAAAUUUAAAGACGAUGUUGCAAUUCGCUGGGUCAACGAUACAGUUGCACUUGCAGUUUUCAGAACACCAUCCCUUGCAUUACAGGCCAGCAACUCGAUACAAUGUCCAUUUACAGUGAGAGUACUGUGUGAGGAGGAUGAACUUUUGAGCUCAAUUCCGCCAAGAGAUCUGGAGCCCCCUCGUAGAAGACCCCCGACAUCAGCUAGAACCGCCCAGAGAUUGAUUGCUCAAAGUAUGGGUAUAAAGUUGCCUUCUACGGACUUUGGAUCCAGAGAAUAUAGGAGACAGGAGGAAGCCAGGAAGAACAGGAUAGUUUCAAGACAAAAUAUGAGGAAUGAUGCUUGGGGCGAUGAUGCCAACUAAGGAUUCAUUUGCUCAAGCUCUCUAAAAAUUUCUUUUUUUCUUCGGUAUGCAUUAACCAGUGUUGCCUUACUUUUUGAGUUUUGCAUAUCUUCACCAGUUUUGAACAGAUGAAUAAUGUCUUAAGGAAUUCUUGAUAUUCUCCCAUGGUUAAAGUAGGUACUCUACUCAUCCUUGUAUAGCUACAGAAAUGAGCCGAACCCUAUUCAAUUCUCAGUUUUCUGAUGUAUAUCUGUGAUGUCAAAAUUGUAUUAUUUGUUUUGGCUGGCAAUCUCAUUGGAAGCUGUGACUUAUCA